AUGGCAUUUAUGGGUGAUGUUCUUAAUCCAUUACCAUUAUGGCAAAACGGCCCUACCCCGGGAUCUUUUUACAAUUUUCCUGGAAAUGCAAGUCUAGGGCCCGUUGGCCGCACUGUACAGGAUUUUAAAGCUCAUUCCGCCAAUCCAAUAACAACGACUACAACUGUAAUUGGCUUAAAAUUUGAUAAGGGUUGUGUGAUUGCCGCUGAUACUCUCGGAUCAUAUGGCUCACUUGCUAGAUUCAGGGACUGCCCUAGAGUGUUGAAGGUUAAUGAUCUCAUUCUGCUUGGUUCGGGUGGAGAUUAUGCUGAUUAUCAAUAUUUAAAGGAUAUUAUUGAGCAAAAAAUAAUUGAUGAGCAGUGUAUUGGUGAUGGUCUGCAGUUAAAGCCUAAAUCAUUGCACUGCUGGCUUACUCGUGUUCUGUACAACAAACGUAGCAAAAUGGACCCUCUAUGGAAUAAUUAUGUUGUUGCUGGUAUUCAGGAUGGAGAGCCAUUCUUAGGAGCAGUAGAUAAACUAGGAACAGCCUAUGAAGAUGCCACAAUUGCAACAGGAAUGGGUGCAUACAUGGCAACACCUUUAUUACGGGAUGCACUUGAAAAAGGACCGCUUGAUGAAGAAUCUGCAAAAGCUCUUGUUCGUAAAUGUAUGGAGGUACUGUUUUACCGUGAUGCACGCUCCUUCCCCCGUUACCAGCUUGGUGUUGUGACAGCUGAUGGAGUGAUUGUUGAAGAGCCCGUGGAACUUAAGCAUGACUGGACACUUGCUCACAUGAUACAAAUGAAGUGA
Messenger RNA from Parnassius mnemosyne (clouded apollo), 789 nucleotides. Lineage: Eukaryota; Metazoa; Arthropoda; Insecta; Lepidoptera; Papilionidae. The record is from the annotation of a GenBank genome assembly.